Molecule: messenger RNA, 2715 nt
Organism: Saccoglossus kowalevskii
Lineage: Eukaryota; Metazoa; Hemichordata; Enteropneusta; Harrimaniidae
Biological process (GO): signal transduction
Molecular function (GO): protein binding
Source: RefSeq, a predicted model, not a curated record
CUGUGGUGUAGCCUAUGCUGAAGACAUAGUGCUGCAUCAGUAGUUUAUUUCACAUUGUUAUAUUCAUAACGCUAAUCUAAUGAAUAUUGAGAUUCUAGUUCAACCAUGGCAGGAAAACCAGUCUACAUGAGAGGUAUUUCGUCAUUGAAUUCAUAUGUUGCUGCCAUGAAAAAUAUCCCGUACAAAUCUAUGAAGACAUUCGCAAGACAACUAGGAUUGGAAGAAAAUGAAAUAAAUGAGAUUGAACGAAAGUGUAUUAAUCAGGAUAUGACUGGGUUGCAGUUUGAGACAUAUACAACCUGGAAAACAAAAUAUGGAAGAAAAGCAAAAGCUGAAGUCUUUGCUAAAGCACUGCAUGACAUCGGGUAUACAGCAGAUGCUGAGGACCUCUUGGAAAUGGAAGCGAAUUCUUCAAACAAUGGAACUACACCUAAGACAAGCAAUGGAACUACACCUAAGACAAGUGAACAGUUAAAGGAAAUGCAAUGUAACUACCAUUUCAACAAAUCAUGCCCUGGAACGUGGAUAGUUACAGUGGGGAUAGUCGCAAUAAUAGCAAUGAUCAUUGUAUUCAAUGGCUCUCUAUAUUACUCCAUCAUCUUUGCUUUUAUUGGUUUUGCCAGCAUAGUUGUUAUGUUCGUUCACAAACCUGUGGCUUUGACAAAUUCCAGAUUACAAACAGGUUUGCUUGCAGAACUUCCAGAAGCAUCCUCAUUCUUCACUGGCAGAGAGCACAAAGAGUAUUUAAGCGGAAUAUACAAUCACUAUCGUCAAUUAAGAGCUAAGCAUAGAAUUACGACUCCAACAUCAGCUCUUGUUGAGAUAUUGUAUGGAUUGGGAGGAUGCGGUAAAACAGAGAUCAUGACGCAGUAUAUCAAGACACAUUUACACGAGUAUAGAGGAGGUGUCUUUGUUAUAAAUGGACAAUCUAGAAGUUUUCUUGACUUUGGAUUCCGGAAAAUGUUGAAGGCUGUAAAUGUGGGCCGUCCAAUCGGAGAUCUAACGUCGACAUUUGUGCAGCAGCUUGCACUAGACUGGUUGCGUAGGAAUGAAGGUUGGCUACUUGUUAUUGAUGACGCAGAUGAUCCAAAACUUAUCAAACAGGCAAUUCCUAGCCUGCCCCGUCUAGGACCUCAUGGGCACAUUAUCAUCACUUCAAGAAUGAGCAAUGGAUGGGAUGGUUGGUACCCAUUCAUACCGUCUCCUAUUCAGCAUUUAAAUGCAACGGAUUCUGCUAUAUUGCUGUUACGCCUGACUAACUCAAGCCCUGAAAAUAACUUAACCAUAACAAAAGCUGAAUCAAUGUUACAUAGUAUGCAAGUAGAAGAUCCCCAUGAAUUCAGAUCACUUAUGUGGCUAGGGGGAGAAGAAGGUUUGCAAGGACUUCCUCUGGCUCUACAUCAAGCUAGUAAAUAUAUAAAAACCCAAAGGGUAACAUUUCAAAAAUUCGAGGCCCUCUAUACAGAAAGCAAGAAUGCCCCGUUUAUGACUACUUUGUCAGACCCUUUAGAGUCAUUGCUGGUAUGUAAAGAUUUAGAUAGUUAUGUUACCCCAUUGAGAGAUUUCAUUGGGGGAAACACAUUGGAAUUGAAAAACAUGUCAAAACAUAAUCUGCAAAUGUCACCAAUAAAUAUGAAAGAUGAAGAUGCUGACACAUUCUUGAAAAUCAUGAAAGAGAUCGAUCCAGAGUCAUUAGCAUUCAUGAUUAAUCCCAAUCGCAAAAACGUUCUCACCACGUGGAAAAUGAAUUAUGAUGUGCUCUGCAAGGAUCUUGUAGUUAAGGAGUUUCUUUUACUUUGUUCAUGCUUGUCCACAAGAAUCAGAUUGGAGUUUCUGGUGAAAGGAGUGCCAUAUCUAAGAAACAGCAAAUUGCAGGCCAUGGUCAAGUCAUGUAACGAAAUCCAGAGAGAGUCACAUAUACGUACUUUCAUCCAAAAGCUGCAAGACUGCUCUUUCGCAGCCUUUACAGUGGUACCCAACAAAUGUGAUUCAAAGAAUAGCAAGGUGCUAAGUAGUACAGCAUUCACACUCCAUCACCUGGUGCAACAGGCCGUAUUUCUCAAUUUUGUAGACCCUGGUGAUAAAAUAACGGCGCUAAACAAUGCUAUUAAUAUUCUCUCAUAUCUUUUUCCAAAGAAGAGUGAUAUUACCCAUUCCAAUAUCCAGGAAGUAUUUCAUGAAUCUUACAGUGACCAAUAUUCUUCAUUGGCUCUGCAUACUCUUGCACUUGGACGAAUGAUAGCGACAUUGAACAAAGAUAGUAUCAGUAAUCUUCUGAAUACCAACAGCCUAUUCACAUCCGUCGGGUCAUAUUUACGUCGUUUUGGGGAUCUCACUAAUGCCAGAUUCCUGUAUGACUUGAUGGCUCGUCUCAGUAAGAUGCAUGAGCCAGUAAAUAAAAAAGAACUGGAGGAAGAACUGAGGUAUCUUGGAAAGGUUAACUUAGAACUUUGUGAAUUUGAACGUGCAGAGGAAGUGUUAACGGAAUGUUUGGAGAUAUCAAAAGAAGCAUAUGGUAAAGAUGACAUUGUAGUAGCUUAUGCUGCUAUUUACCGUGAACGGGGAAAUUGGAAAGAAUCUUGUACGUACAGAGACAGAAUUAUAUUAGAUGAAUUAAAGGAGCUUUAUAAAAAAACAGAAAAGGAGACAGAUUAUGCAAAAGUUUACCCAUCGGAAACAACACUAACGCUUGUUUCACCAUCGCAUGUGUCUUAA